Cervus elaphus (red deer) is the source of this 1679-nucleotide messenger RNA. RefSeq names its product caspase 6 (gene CASP6). Lineage: Eukaryota; Metazoa; Chordata; Mammalia; Artiodactyla; Cervidae. Gene Ontology annotation, biological process: apoptotic process; proteolysis. The transcript has 7 exons. The record is from RefSeq and is a predicted model, not a curated record. The coding region runs from base 410 to 1291 and encodes 293 amino acids. Gene Ontology annotation, cellular component: cytoplasm.
CUGGGAAAAGGGGAAAACGCGGCAGCGCACACCUUGGAGACGCGCGAGGAGCAGAGACUGGGGGCGGAGCUCGAGCGAUCCGGGGCUCGCCGCCGGCGGUCUGUAGUUGCCUGCAGCCUCCCACCCCGGGACUGCGGCUUGUCUUCGGAGUCGCUGCUGACAUCUCCCGAAGGCCGGCUUCGGCUCCCCAGGCGCCAGGCGGGCGAGACCGCGUCCUCCGCCGUGCCCGGGCGCUCCGGCCGCGGCGAGCUCCGAGCGAAGCCAAGGGCACCCCCCGACCCCCCGAGCCCGCCUCCACCGCGGGAAGGCUGGGAGCCGGGGCGGCGGGGGCGGGGGAAGGGGCGGGGGCAGCGGCCCGGCUUCAGGAAGCGGAGGCCGCCCGGGCGUCGGUGCCACGCUCUCCGCUGCGAUGAGCUCCGAGCCUGCGCUCCGCCCGGCUCGCGGUGCGGGUGAAGAACAAAACAUGACCGAAAUAGAUGCCUUCCCUAGGAGAGAAAUGUUUGAUCCGGCUGAAAAGUACAAAAUGGACCACAAGAGGAGAGGAAUUGCAUUAAUCUUCAAUCAUGAGAGGUUCUUCUGGCACUUAACCCUGCCAGAGAGGCGGGGCACCAGUGCCGACAGAGACAAUCUUAGGCGCAGGUUUUCAGAUCUAGGAUUUGAAGUAAAAUGUUUUGAUGAUCUUAGAGCAGAAGAACUAUUGCUCAAAAUUCACGAGGCAUCAACUGCCAGCCACGUAGAUGCAGAUUGCUUUUUGUGUGUUUUCCUGAGUCACGGUGAAGGCAACCACAUCUAUGCAUAUGAUGCCAAAAUUGAAAUUCAGACGUUAACAGGCUUGUUCAAAGGAGACAAGUGUCAGAGCCUGGUUGGAAAACCCAAGAUAUUUAUCAUUCAGGCGUGUCGGGGCAGCCAGCACGACGUGCCGGUCAUCCCUCUGGAUGCCGUUGAUCACGGGACACACAGGCUGGAUGCCAACCUAACCCAGGUGGACGCGGCCUCGGUUUACACACUUCCAGCUGGAGCCGACUUCCUCAUGUGCUACUCUGUGGCAGAAGGUUACUAUUCUCAUCGGGAAACUGUGAAUGGUUCAUGGUAUAUUCAAGAUUUGUGUGAGAUGCUGGGAAAAUUCGGCUCCUCUUUGGAGUUCACAGAACUCCUCACCCUGGUGAACAGGAAGGUUUCUCAGCGCCGAGUAGACUUCUGCAGAGACCCAAGUGCGAUCGGAAAGAAGCAGGUUCCCUGCUUUGCCUCAAUGCUAACUAAAAAGCUGCACUUCUCUCCAAAAUCUAAAUGAUAGGUGCUAUUUUGUUUUAUGUAUUCAAAAUAGAUUUUCUCUUUUCAUAUAAAGGAGUAUCACUUGGUUGAAGCAAUUUAAAUGGUUCAGUAAUUUUAAAUGUUUUAAGCUUUAAUAACAAAAUAGUUCAUAUUGGACAUGGUGAAGGGGUUUUGAUAUAUGGAGAAAUGAAAUCCUCAGGGAAUUCCUAUAGAUAAAAAUCCACAAGCAUUUGUAAUACUAGACUUUUGUACUAAAUUGUAAGUUUACUCAAUAUCUGACUGAUUUAACUUGUAUUUUGUGACUUUUUUUUUUAAAUAAAACUUUAUAAUGUUUUUAGGGGCUUUUGAAAUCUAAGAACUUGUUUUCCUUUAAUAUUUGAAAUUUUUAAAUUAAGUUUUUCUAAUUU